Messenger RNA from Hypomesus transpacificus, 2924 nucleotides. RefSeq names its product interleukin enhancer-binding factor 3-like. Gene Ontology annotation, cellular component: precatalytic spliceosome. Gene Ontology annotation, molecular function: double-stranded RNA binding; single-stranded RNA binding. The transcript has 20 exons. NCBI's taxonomy places the organism in Eukaryota, Metazoa, Chordata, Actinopteri, Osmeriformes, Osmeridae. Bases 112 to 2808 code for a protein of 898 amino acids. The record is from RefSeq and is a predicted model, not a curated record.
AAAAAAUGUCCCCACCUUUUGCGCAUGCGCAUACGUGUUCACAAAAUUUGAGAAUUCUCCCAUUGGUGUUUCUUUGCCUUGGUUGUGAAAAAAGGGUCAUCACUUGCUGCCAUGGCGAUGCCAGCGCCAGUCUGGGAUGAGCGCAAGGCUUACAAGGAGCUUCUCUACUGGGAUAGCCUGAUACAGAAUGGCCACCGCCUUCUCCCACACGAUUUCGACAGGUAUGAAGAGCUCCGUUACUGGUACGAUUGUCUGUGCUACGAAGAAGAGUUAAGGCAGUACCAUGAAUACAUAACUGCCAUCGAGGAAAUAGAGGUGAAACGUCUCAAAAUUGAGGCCCCUCCAGUAUGCCAGCCGCCCAUGCGUAUGUUCAUCACAGACGACCGCCACAUGAUGGCCAAGCACUCGGCGGUGUAUCCGUCCUCCCAGGAGCUGGAGGCCAUCCAGACGGUGGUCUCCCACGUGGAGUGCGCCCUCAAGACCGUCUCGGACCUGCUGGACGAGCAGAGCGGGUUCUCACCCGCUGCCGAGAUGGAGAGCGGUGCCCCUGCCCCACGUGUCCUGCGGGGGGUCAUGAGGGUGGGCCUGGUGGCCAAGGGCCUCCUGCUGAAAGGGGACAUGGACCUGGAGCUUGUGCUGCUGUGUAGCCAAAAGCCCACUGUCACCCUCCUCAAGCAAGUGGCUGAAAGCCUCUCGGCACAAAUUAAGCUGGUCACAGAGGACAAAUACAAGGUGACCCAGUGCCCCAAGGAGGCGUCCAUCAUGGUCAGGAGCACCAAGGAGCCCGUCUUGACCCUCACCAUACACCUGACCUCCCCCCUGGUCAGGAUGGAGGCCGAGACUCAGGCGGAAGAAGAAACGCAAACAGCAAGCGAUCCGCCGGACGUUCUGGACAGGCAGAAAUGCCUAACUGCCUUGGCGUCCCUCCGCCACGCCAAGUGGUUCCAGGCGAAGGUCAACGAUCUGAAGUCUGCGGUCGUCGUCAUCCGCAUCCUGAGGGAGAUGUGCUCCCGCGUCCCCACCUGGACGCCACUCCGUGGAUGGCCACUGGAGCUGCUAUGUGAGAAGGCCAUUGCAACCAGUGACCGGCCAAUGGGAGCAGGAGAAGCCUUCCGACGAGUCCUUGAGUGUGUGGCUUCCGGAAUCCUCCUGCCUGACGGCCCUGGGAUCAAGGACCCCUGUGAGAAAGAGAAAAUAGACGCCAUCAGCCAUCUUGACCCUCAGCAGCGUGAAGACAUCACCCAGAGUGCCCAGUAUGCCUUGAGGUUGGCUGCCUUCGGACAGGUGUACAAAGUGCUGGGCAUGGACGCCAUUGCCGCCAGGGCCCGACGACCGAUUGGACCCCGAGAUGUUUCCGCCCAGAUCCCAGCCACAGGUGCCUAUAGCCAGCCGCCCAAAAGGCCUUUCACAGGGACUGACACCACAGGGGAUGACAGCCAACUCGACAACAAGAAGAGGAAGAUCCUUAAGUUCCAGAAACAACAGAAGUUUCAGAGAAAAUCCUCUGAAGACAAGACGGAUCCUAUAGUUUUCAUGAACAACCUAAUGCGUCUGAACCAGUACAAACCGGGUCUGCAAUUCCGGCUAGCAUCGCAGACCGGGCCAGUCCAUGAGCCAGUCUUCACCAUGGCCGUGGAGGUAGACGGCCAGACCUACGAGGCCUUGGGCCCGUCAAAACGUGCCGCAAAGCUCAACCUAGCUGGAAAGGUACUCCAGGAGCUGGGUCUACCGAUGGGGACUGAGAGUAAAACAGAACCCAGCGAUAAAGACCCCACCUCCUCAGGGACGUCCACAGCCAGCACAACCGUAGCAACUGCAGCACCGGUCGAGAACGGCCCCAUCCUCACCAAGCACGGCAAGAACCCGGUGAUGGAGCUGAACGAGAAGCGGCGCAGCCUCCGCUACGAGCUCUCGGCCGAGACGGGCGGUAGCCACGACAAGUGCUUCAUCAUGGAGGUGGAGGUAGAUGGACAGAAGUUCAAAGGGAGAGGAUCCAACAAGAAGGAGGCCAAGGCCUACGCUGCCCUGGCUGCCCUGGAGAAGCUCUUCCCAGAAGGCUCGGGCCCCUCCUACUACCAGGACCCCAGCAAGAAGAAGAAGGUCACUUACACUGACAUGCAUAUCCCAGGCUUUGGGACAAUCCGGGGCAUUCCGUCAGACCCUAGUUCCAACAGCUGGGGUCGGGGUCGGGGCAGAGGUCGGGGGAAACCGUUCAUCCCCGGUAGCUCGAACAGUGGUUACAGCGGCAACUACAACCAAACAAACUACACCUACAACACAGGCUCUGGAUAUUAUAAGCCUUUCAGUUCCGGAGCUUCCACCGAGGCCGCGGUCCCCGUGGAGGCCGCCACCACGCCCGACGCCAGCGGCUACGGCACCUUCUACCCAGACGUCGCCUCCUACUCCGCCCCGCCCAAACCCCCCUCCGCCCCGGGGGGCGCGUCCGCGUCCCAGACCGGGCCCCCCGGCGGCGGGGCCGGCUACCGGUCGGCCCUCACUCCCCUGGACCAGCCGAGCCCCUACAGCUACGGCUACGGGGAGGACAAGAAGAAGCAGCUGACCCAGCAGGGGCCCCCGCCGGUGGGCCAGGCUGCGGUGGACUACUCUGUAUACAGCACAGCGUACCCCAGCUCUGUCACCGGUGGACAAGUGUACGGUGAGUGGGGAUAUGGUUACGGCAAUCAACCGACUGAUUGGGGCAACCAACCGGGUUUCAGUACGUAUGGGGGCCCACCCCAGGGCUACGGAGGGGAGGGCCAGGGCUCGUUCCCCAUUGGCUACGGAAACACAAACUAUCAGUUCAAAUAGGACUUUAAUCCCACCUCUUUUAUUCUCCCAUAAACUGCCUAUGGAGCAGACUCAUUUGUUUGUACUCUGGACAUUGUCAAUAAAUGUAUCCAAAUAAACCAUUAUAAUUUCAAAUG